AACUGUUUUGUAACUAAAAAUAAUUGUUUCGUAUUAAUUAUUUAUUACAUUUAAUCAUAAUCAUAUUUGAAUUUAUCUUUAUAAUAAUGAGUAAUAAGGCAGCAAAAGUGGCAGAAUUAUUUACAAAAACCAUGGCAACAACAAGAUGUUUUGAUCAAAACUUACGUAAGGUCAAAGUUGUAUGUUGUACAAAUGGAAAAUUAGUUACUGAAUUUCAAGUAGGGCCUGAACAUCUCAAUCAGAGAGGAACUCUUCAUGGAGGUUUUAUAGCACAUUUAGUUGAUGCCAUAUCAACAUAUGCUUUAACAGCAAAUGAAACAGUUGAAACACGAGGCGUGUCUAUUGAUUUAAGUAUAAGUUAUUUAAAUGCUGCAAGAGAGGGUGAACACGUGGAAGUGGAGGCUGUCACCAAAAAAUUAGGGAAAAAGAUAGCGUUUCUUGAAGUUGAAGUUAGGAAUAAAACAAAAAAUCAAUUAUUGGCAAUAGGGCGUCAUACCAAAUAUGUUGGUAUUUAAAAAAAAUAUUAUUUAUUUUAUUUUACCUAAAUGUGAUAUAUUAGAAUAGUAUAACAUAGUAUAAAGUGAAGUUAUCAUACAUUUUAAAUCUGCUUUGUCCAUGUCACUCUGAUGUUAUAUGUAACAAAACUUGGUAAUAUGUUAUGAGUUCAAUCAUUAGCUUUAUUUUAUCUAGCUGGUUCCUGUAAUCUAUUCAGUGCAAUAAUACACAAAACUAUGACUAAGAUAUAUUUCUAAAUAAAUAUUUUGUGUAUCACA
Messenger RNA from Pieris napi, 773 nucleotides. RefSeq names its product acyl-coenzyme A thioesterase 13-like. The transcript has 3 exons. Gene Ontology annotation, molecular function: fatty acyl-CoA hydrolase activity. Lineage: Eukaryota; Metazoa; Arthropoda; Insecta; Lepidoptera; Pieridae. Bases 87 to 515 code for a protein of 142 amino acids. The record is from RefSeq and is a predicted model, not a curated record.